Antrostomus carolinensis (chuck-will's-widow) is the source of this 1192-nucleotide messenger RNA. It is a transcript of the gene SGTB, whose product is annotated as small glutamine rich tetratricopeptide repeat co-chaperone beta. Lineage: Eukaryota; Metazoa; Chordata; Aves; Caprimulgiformes; Caprimulgidae. The transcript is spliced from 9 exons. The record is from RefSeq and is a predicted model, not a curated record. Gene Ontology annotation, biological process: post-translational protein targeting to endoplasmic reticulum membrane. The annotation marks the transcript as partial. Gene Ontology annotation, cellular component: TRC complex; membrane. Gene Ontology annotation, molecular function: molecular adaptor activity; protein binding.
UUGCAAUUCAGUGUCUGGAGACUGUGUUUAAGAUUAACCUGGAAGAUACUCAUCUUGCACCUCCACAGCAUUUGACAGAAAUGUUCAAAAAUUGUUUUCACAAGAAUGACAUGCUGCCUCUCUCAGAUUCUUUACCAGAGGAUGUUGAAAAGGCUGACCAGCUGAAGGAUGAAGGUAAUAAUCAUAUGAAAGAAGAAAAUUAUGGUGCUGCAGUGGACUGUUACACUAGGGCUAUAGAGCUGGAUCCAAACAAUGCAGUCUAUUACUGCAACAGGGCUGCUGCUCAAAGUAAGCUCAACAACUACAGUGAAGCGAUAAAGGAUUGUGAGAGAGCCAUAGCAAUAGAUCCAAAGUACAGCAAAGCAUAUGGGAGAAUGGGGUUGGCUCUGACCUCAGUGAAUAAAUAUGAAGAAGCAGUUACCAGUUACCAAAAGGCACUGGAUCUUGAUCCAGAGAAUGACUCUUAUAAAUCAAAUUUGAAAAUAGCGGAACAGAAACUAAGAGAUAUGUCCAGUCCUACUGGAACUGGACUGAGUUUUGACAUGGCAAGCUUGAUAAACAAUCCUGCCUUCAUUAGUAUGGCAGCAAGCUUAAUGCAGAAUCCUCAAGUUCAACAACUGAUGUCAGGGAUGAUGUCAAACGCCAUUGGUGGCCCUGCUGCAGGUGUUGGUGGCCUGUCAGAUUUGUCCAGCCUGAUCCAUGCGGGGCAGCAGUUUGCACAACAGAUACAGCAGCAGAAUCCAGAGCUCAUAGAGCAACUGAGAAAUCAUGUCCGGAGCAGAUCUUUCAGUGGCAGCACUGAAGAGCAUUCCUGACUUAAAGGAGGCAUGUGAAUUGUAAUGGUAUAUAACCCCUAAAUGCAUAUAAUAGCUAGUAGCAAAAGCACCAUUGUAACUCUUCUGCUUGAAUAGAAGACAGAAAAUUCUUUGUGUGUGUUUGCAAACAAGAAUAAAUCUGUUAAACAGAUCUAUUGCACCUAACUUGGAACAUAUCGUUUAUGUAUAGUUAGUCCUCUGAAAAUUAAUACACAAAGUAGGUGAUUUGUGAAAAUCCCUAAGUACAAGUCAUUUUCAGUACGUGCAUCAGAUUGAUCUCCAGGGCUACUGAGUGGGGCGGAGUUUUGUAGUGCGCUGAUCUUGCAUAACAGCUUAAUUCUGAGUAUGAAAGACAUGUUAUUCUUAUGGUGAAAAUC